Molecule: messenger RNA, 2657 nt
Organism: Syngnathus acus (greater pipefish)
Lineage: Eukaryota; Metazoa; Chordata; Actinopteri; Syngnathiformes; Syngnathidae
Gene: hpn
Product: hepsin
Exons: 13
Coding region: 425-1702 (425 amino acids)
Biological process (GO): proteolysis
Cellular component (GO): membrane
Molecular function (GO): serine-type endopeptidase activity; serine-type exopeptidase activity
Source: RefSeq, a predicted model, not a curated record
ACGAGCACUUUAGAACGACGCAACUUCGACUAACUAAAGUCAUCCGAAGUCAUUUUUCGUGCAAUUUGCUCUUUCUGAUGGUGUGGCACUUUCUAUUGCUAGCUGACGCAAGUGCCACAAAAGAAGAAGAAGAAAAAGCCGACGUCCAAAACUUUUUCUGUCUUUUUCAGCGCUUUGGAAGUCAGGUCAGUAACCUGUGAAAGAACCCAAAGGGGGGAAAGGAUUUGCAUACUGGGACUCAAAUAUUUUUGGGUCAUUUAUUAUUAUUUUUUUUUACACCACUGGACUGAGGCAAAUUGCAGUUUAAUUCUGAAGGGAGCUGCCAGUACACCUGCUUUCAGAGGAGACAAGGAAAUCAAGGGAGUUGAGAGGAAAGCCAGGAAGAGGACAUCUAUAGUUGUCACCGCUCUCCUACUCUGCAGAGAUGUAUGCGGAAAAAAUUGUAAAAGAGGGGAAGAUGGGGAACAGGGGGAUCUCUCUCACUUGUGUGUUAACCCCUUGCCGCCUGAUGGGCGUGUGUGUGAUGCUGAUGACCUUGGGAGCCAUGGGAUCAGCAAUCUGGGUCAUAGUCACGUACUGCUCUGUGGAGGAAGACACAGGAUACUAUGAUGUCCAAGUCAAUUCGGCUGACCAACAUCUGAGAGUGUUGGACUCGACUCAGAAGAGGUGGCGUCAGGUGUGUUCGUCCUCGGCCAAUGAGCUUCUGGCUCGUGUCAGCUGUGCCGAAGUGGGCUUUGUCAGCGUGGUCAAUUACUCCAUUACGUCUGUACAAGACGGCAGCGACGGCGGCUUCUUCUGUGUCCGACCCGAAGAGCUACGCUAUGGCAAGAAAAUUAAAGACUCUUUGUUCCCAUGUGACUGCGAGAGCAAGGAGGUUGUCACAUUGCUGUGCCAAGACUGCGGAAGGCGGAGUUUUGCAGCAGAUCGCAUAGUCGGCGGUGUGGAGGCGCGCCAGGGCAUGUGGCCGUGGCAGGUCAGCUUGCAGUAUGAUGGAGUUCAUCAGUGUGGAGGUUCAAUCAUCUCGGACCGCUGGAUUGUCACUGCAGCUCAUUGCUUCCCCAAGCGCAAUGGCUUUAUUAGUCAUUGGCGUGUAUUGAUGGGCUCCAUCUACAACAAAGCAGCCAAUGCCAACGUGGCGGAAGUGAAAACCAUCGUUUACCACGGCAACUACCUGCCCUUUGUGGUCAAUAACAUUGACGAUUACAGCAGCGACAUUGCUGUGCUUGCCCUCGCUAAGCCCAUCACCUUCAAUGAAUACAUCCAACCCAUUUGCCUGCCGGUGUACGGCCAAAGAAUGAGAGAUGGACAGAUGGGCACAGUCAUAGGCUGGGGGAGCUUAGGAGACUCUGGUCACCAAACGGAGGUUCUGCACGAGGUGACCGUGCCCGUCAUCAGUGACGCCAUGUGUAAUGCGCCUGAUUACUACUACAAUCAGAUCACAGGCAGUAUGUUCUGCGCUGGCUUUGAGAAGGGAGGUGCAGAUGCCUGCCAGGGAGAUAGCGGCGGGCCCUUUAUGGCCGAGGACCGCUUGUCCAAAAGCAGCCGCUACCGUUUGCUGGGGGUGGUGAGCUGGGGAAUCGGAUGUGCCACGGCCAAGAAGCCCGGCGUUUACACCACCGUGUCCCGAUUUCUGCCCUGGUUAUCUACCGCCAUGAGGAACUAUAACAACUCACCGGGGAUUCAUAAAAUGGCACGGACAUGACUUAGCACCUAUGUUGCUACGCUUAUGCUUACUGCUUCUCCCACUACAGAGUCAAUAGGAAUGUUUUGGAAGUUCUCAUCUUUUCAGUUCCUGUUGUUGUUGUUGUUUUUUUUGCUCCUUAUGUUCCUUAUUUCUGCGUUCUAAAUGUGUUUAGUACAACAGCCAAAAAGUCAAAGGCGGGCUGACAAAGUGGUGUCCUCUGCUGCCACAUUAGCACUUUUAUCAGACACUACAGUAGCUUAAUAAAAGAAUCCUGAAAAAAGACAAAUGCACCCUUUGUGAUAGACAAAGCCAGGCUCACGUUCACUCUAAAAAAUGAAGCGUCUACAAAUGCGCUUCUAUUCUCUGGUUCUAUAUCCUAUAGCACCAAAUGGGAACCAAAUGGGUUGCAUUUCUAAAAAACCCCAUGGUGCCAUGUCCGUACAUUCAUGCAUGAUAUAUAGGACUAGUAAUGAGAAACCCUGAAGAAGAAGGAAAAGAAUGGUGGUGUGCAAUGGUGCUAUGUAGAGCCAGGGGUGCUCUAUCCAACCAGGAGUGCAAUAUGAAACUCAGAAGCACCUUUAUUUUUUAGAGUGUUAUUGGACUUUUUUUUUUUUUUUUGCAGCACAGCAGCAGCAGCAAGUAAAGGUAAUUUUACCAAGUUGCUCCAAAGGCAAUGAUGUUCUUACCACCUCCUUCCUUAACUAUGUCUGAAGAUUGAGGUUAAACUGCUCAUAUUGAAACCCGUAUUGUGUGCGUUUGUAAAUAAUGCUUGAUGUUUUAUGUAGCAUGUUUUAGCCAUUGUUUUACCAAUAAAAUGACCAUUGAGUCAUGAAUUAUGUUCUCAAAUAUAUUUCGUCAAAGUAUGUGCUGUAAUUACUACCCAAGUAUUUUAGAGGUGAUAAGAAUUUUGGAGGUCAUUUAUCCACAUUUCCCCCCCACAUUCUUUUAUGAAUAUCCAGUGAUGUUGCUGUAA